Aspergillus homomorphus CBS 101889 is the source of this 1488-nucleotide messenger RNA. RefSeq lists its product as uncharacterized. Lineage: Eukaryota; Fungi; Ascomycota; Eurotiomycetes; Eurotiales; Aspergillaceae. Bases 1 to 1488 code for a protein of 495 amino acids. The record is from RefSeq and is a predicted model, not a curated record. The transcript has 4 exons.
AUGGCCGACAGCACUAUACCCUCACCUGCUCAGCUGGCUCUAGCACUGGCUAUCGUGAAGCAGAAACCAAUUGAGACUACAAUGAAGGAUUACUUCACCCAUAUCCGACAGUUCAUCAAAUCAGUCCCGCCGACAGAUCGACCGACAAACCGAGACCAAUACUUCGACAGCGUCGCCUUCUGGCAGAAGGCCUACGAACGAUCCGAAGCCGAACAAAGCAAGCUCCUUGACCGCAUAUACGAGCUGGAACAACGCAACGAAGUGCUUAGCGCGAAGCUGCAGGGCCCGAAUGCUGCUAAGAACGAUAUUGCUAACGAGGCCAUGAAGCGUAAGGCUACGUUGGAUGAUAAUGCGGCUGGAUCGGCUGGAUCAAGGAAGAAAAGCAAGAUGCAGACGCAGUCACAGGGCAGGACUACCAACUUGACUGACUAUAUCUCAGGUGGGCUUGGUGAUCAUCUACCUGAGUAUGUGGAAGAGCCCACAGCGUCGUUCAUGAGAAGAUUCUAUACCUUGCAAAAAGCUUCACAGCGAUGUACAAACAUUUCGGCUGUGGUGCUUGCUGCUGCUGAGCUAUGCUCCAUCGCGAUCGAGGAUAUAGUUCGGGCGGUCCAGCAGCAAUCUGAGCUUUGGUCUGAAGGAAAGGAUGCGCCUCCAGUCCAAAGACCAAGUAUAGCGGUGAUCCUAAAAAGUAUAUACUGCGCCUAUGGAUUACUACUCAAAGCAUUGAAGAAGAUACCUGUGAAUGAGUCAACAUUGCAAGGUCGUGGACAGAUCACUUUCCACAUCGUGCGGCUAUACGAGACAGUAAUCCAAGCUCUGGGCAGCUAUUGCCAGGACAGAGUCCAGCAUCAAAUGUCAACUGGAGUUUCAGCGAGCAAAGCCAAGCCAGCUGCGAGAAAAGAUACAAGUACGGAAGAUGAGGUCGCCGCACACUUGAGUCUACUAAUCAGUAACAUGACUUCCUCACUGGACAGAGGUUGCACAAAGACCUCAGAUCUACGGGAUGGAUUCAGCUUCGUGUUGCUGAAUCGUGUCGGCCAGUUACUCUGCUUAUUUGUCUUCAAGGACCUUCACCAGCGAUCCGAUCUCCAUGUAGAUCCUGCUAGUCUGUCGCUUCCGCCUGGCCUCAAGGAUAUGCAGCUCGGUGGGGCAUCGAUCCUCGCUGCUGGGUUGGAGGCCAAACAUCUUAUACCACCCUUGGAGAGAUUGGUGGUCAUAGUGGAUCCACCCUUAUCAUCCACAAGACCCGACAGCGACUUGGGACAUGCAGCAGGGAUCAGAGAGACUUUGCAAAAUACUCUUCUACAAGCAGUAUUCGGCGGGAGCUCCAUUGUUGGGGAAGCUUUACGCCCGCUCCGGCAUAAUACUGAAGAUGAUGCUUUGAACAGCAUUCUCAACAGGGUGAAAGUUCCUGAGCCUUCAGCACCAGAAUGGUUUGUUCAAGAGGUUUGGAGUCUUCUCGGCUGGAACCUCGUCGUCGGAAGAUAG